AUGGCCGUGGGGCAGGCUGAGGGGCUGGCCGUGGGGCUGGCAGUCGGGCUGGCCGAGGGGCUGUCGGUCGGGCUGGCUGCGGGGCUGGCCGCGAGGCUGGUCGCGGGGAUGAAAGUCGGGCUGACCGUGGGACUGGCCGUAGGCCUGGUCGUGGGGGAGGCCUUGGGACUGGUCGUGGGGCUGGAAGUCGGGCUGGCCGUGGGACCGGCCUUGGCCGCGGGGCUGACCGUGGGCCUGGCAAUCGGGCAUGCCCUGGGUCUGGUCGCAGGGCAGGCCGCGGGGCUGGCAUUCGGGCUGGCCCCGGGGCUGGCCGUCGGGCUGGCCGUUCGGCUGGCCGGGCUGGCCGUCCGGCCGGCCGUGGGGCUGUUAGUCGGGCUGGCCGUCGGACUGGCUGUGGGGCUGGCCCGUAUAGGACUGGCCGUGGGGCUGCCCGCGGGGCUGGCAGUCGGGCUGGCCACGGGGCAGGCCAACGGGCUGGCCGUCGAGCGGGCCGUGGAUCUGGCAGCCGGCCAGGCUAAGGGGCCAGCAGUCGGGCUGACCGCGGGGAUGGUCGCCAAGCUGGCCGUGGGGCGGGCCACGGAGCUGGCCGUCGGACUGGCCGUGGGGCUGGCUGUCGGGCCGGCCGUGGGGCUGGCAGUCGGGCUGGCCGUCGGGCUGGCCGUGGGGCUGCCAGUCGUGUGGGCCGUGGGGCUGGCCGUGGGGCUGGCAGUCGGGCAGCCCGUGGGGCUGGCCGUGGGGCUGGCCGCGGGGCUGGCAGCCGGGCUGGCCUCGGGGCUGGCCGUCGGGCUGGCCGUCCGGCUGGCCGUGGGGCUGGCCGGGCUGGCCGUGGGACUGGCCGUGGGGCUGGCAGGAGGGCCGGCCGUGGGGCUGGCAGUCGGGCUGGCCGCGGGGCUGGUCGCCAGGCUGGCCGUGGGGCUGGCCGUUGGGCUGGCCGUCGGACUGGCCGUCGGGCCGGCCGCCUGGCUGGCCGUGGGGCUGGCCGCGGGGCUGGCCGUGCGACCGGCCGUGGGGCUGGCAGUCGGGCCGGCCGUGGGGCUGGCAGUCGGGCUGGCAGUCGGGCUGGCCGUGAGGUGGGCCGUGGGGCUGGAAGCCUGGCUGGCCGUGGGGCUGACCGCGGUGCAGGCCGCGGGGCUGGCAGCCAGGCUGGCCACGGGGCUGGCCGUCGGGCUGGCCGUCGGGCUGGCCUUGAGGCUGGCCAGGCUGGCCAUGGGACUGACCGUGGGGCCUGCAGUCGGGCGGGCCGUCGGGCUGGCCGUGGGGCUGGCCGUAGUGCGGGCCGCGGGGCCGGCCGUGGGGCAGGCAGUCAGGUUGAACACGGGGCGGGCCACGGGCUGGCCGUCCGGCGAGCCGAGGAGCUGGCAGCCGGGCAGCCCGUGGGGCUGGCAGUCGGGCAGCACGGGGAACUGGCCGCCAGGCUGGCCGCGGGGCUGGCCGUUGGGCUGGCAGUCGGGCCGUCCAGGGGAUGGGCCGCCAGGCUGGCCGGGGGGCGGGCCGAGGGGCGGGCCGCGAGCCGCAGCGCGGCGCCGGCCACCGCGCCAAGCGCCGCCGCCGCCGCCGCCGCCAGCGAGGAGCUCAGCGGCGGCGGCAGCGGUAGCAGCCGCGGCCGCCGCGAAAGCGGCCGAGACGCCGGCCACGGCGCCGCCCCCGGCCGCCGCCGCCGCCGCCUGGGAGCCGGCAGCGUCGGCGGCAGCGGCAGCAGCAGCGGCCGCCGCGAAAGGCAGCCGCGACGCCACGCGCGCGCCGCCGGGCGCCGCCGCCGCCGGAGGGGAGGCCAGCGGGGCGGCCCGCAGCGGUGGCGGCGGCGGCGGCCGCGGCGACGGCGCCGCGGAGGCGGGCCGCGGCGGCGCCGGCCACCGCGCCCUCCGCCGCCGCCGCCGCCGCCACCGGCGAGGAGCCGGCAGCGGCGGCGGCAGCGGCAGCGGCGGCGGCAGCGGCAGCGGCGGGACAAGAGGCCAGCGCGGCGCCAGCCGCGCCCGCGGCGCCACUGGCGCCUGCGGCGCAGGCGGCGCCUGUGGGGGCCGAGCUGGGGCGGCCGCCGGCCGUCUCCGACGGCGGCAGGCCAGCAGCGGCGGCGGCAAGCCCCGGCAGCCCGCCAAGCCCCCGCGGGGCGGCCCGCCAAGCCGCCGCCAGCCGCUAACGGCGGCGAAAAGCGGCUCCGGAGAGGGCCGCGGCGGGAGCGGACAUGGCCCAGGUCCGAGCGCGCACCUGAGCCAGGGGCGGACUUGGGCCGAGACGGCUUGA
Prorocentrum cordatum is the source of this 2241-nucleotide messenger RNA. The record is from the annotation of a GenBank genome assembly. Lineage: Eukaryota; Dinophyceae; Prorocentrales; Prorocentraceae.